Molecule: messenger RNA, 1026 nt
Organism: Spizellomyces punctatus DAOM BR117
Lineage: Eukaryota; Fungi; Chytridiomycota; Chytridiomycetes; Spizellomycetales; Spizellomycetaceae
Exons: 7
Coding region: 88-885 (265 amino acids)
Molecular function (GO): cadherin binding; RNA binding
Source: RefSeq, a predicted model, not a curated record
GCAAGCUGAACAAGCAACGGGAGAUUUCAAGCAAAUUCCCCAAUUCAUUAGUUGUUGCCGAGACCAGGGUGCUGAGGGUAGUCAAAGAUGAUGGCAGCACAGGACCCCAACAAGGGCACACCAUAUCACUUGUCACAGGGAGACGAGCCUGCAGUCUCUGGUACGAAGAGAAAGUUGAACGAACGUGAAGAGGGAGAGGAACCACACGCCUCCUUUAGAGUCGCUUAUGGAAAGAUAACACACGACGUGACGUUUUCUCUCAAUCGAAGCGUCGCAGAUCUUAAACAGACGAUAGCGACCGUUACAGGGGUUCACACAAACAUGCAGAAGCUGUUGUUCAAAGGAGUGUUAAAGGACGAUCAGACUUUGUCUGAGGCGGGGGUGAAAGAUGGGGUAAAGAUUAUGCUAAUGGCAAGCAAAGUUGAAGACAUUGUGAAAAUCGCGACUGCAGCGGCGGCAACGCCUGUAGUGGAUACAACAGUCUCAAAACCGCGAAUUGCACUAAGCGAACUUACAGAGCAUAAAAAGAUCCUUGACAAAGGCAAACCAGACGAUGCAGAGCCGGGAAUACGUGGAAGGCGACUACCGCUACCUCCAGGCGGGUUGAGAGCGCUGAUAAACUCGAGAGGGGCCAAAACACGGCUGACUUUCAAACCUGAAAUUGAUCAAUUGUGGAUUGGAACGAAUGAGCGUACACAGAAAGUUAAUCUGGGGAGCAUCAAAAAUGUGACAUCAGAGUCCAUCAAGGGACAUGAAGAAUACCAUAUUGUUGCCUUGCAGUUGGGACCUACAGAUAAGUCAAACUAUUUCCUAUAUUGGGUACCCGCGCAGUUUGUGGAAAGCAUAAAAGAUGCCGUGUUGGGUCCUUUUCAAGGAUGGCUUUGAUUCUGUAGUUGUUUUGAUUUUUUUGUACAAUCCCAUGCAUUUAUUUGGUAUCCUUUCUUAAAUACCAUCUAUGGAUACGGCAUCCUGGCAGUCGUAUCAUCUGGAAGUUCUUGUCAUCAAAUUGAAUCACGUGUCUCACGA